Physcomitrium patens is the source of this 2874-nucleotide messenger RNA. RefSeq lists its product as uncharacterized. The record is from RefSeq and is a predicted model, not a curated record. Gene Ontology annotation, molecular function: peptidyl-prolyl cis-trans isomerase activity; cyclosporin A binding. NCBI's taxonomy places the organism in Eukaryota, Viridiplantae, Streptophyta, Bryopsida, Funariales, Funariaceae. Gene Ontology annotation, cellular component: cytoplasm. Gene Ontology annotation, biological process: protein folding; protein peptidyl-prolyl isomerization.
GGAGCCUUUCUAUUUUGCUUUCAUCGCAUUCCUGUUUCGGUGCCAUCUCGUUUUGCCUGGUUCACAUUUUUGCAUGCCCGCCAUGGCUUCGGCACUGCCGAUUAGGUGACCUACCAGUGUUCCCCUGGAUCUCGAACUCGCCUGCAGCCUCUUUUUCAUUUGUCUCCUCUCCUGCCGCGUCAAUUCGACCUCAUUUUGCCGCUGUUUGGCGCUCGGAUAGAGUCUAGAAUCAUGGGUAAAACAGUCUCAAAUCCGAGGGUUUUCCUCGACAUUACCAUUGGUGGUGGUCCUGCUGGCAAGAUGAUAAUGGAGCUCUAUGCAGAUGUCGUGCCAAAGACAGCAGAGAAUUUCCGAGCUCUUUGCACAGGAGAGAAGGGUUUAGGCCGCAUGACAAAGAAACCCUUACACCUCAAAGACACUAUAUUCCACCGAAUCAUUCCAGGAUUUAUGGCACAAGGAGGAGACUUCUCCAAAAGAGAUGGCACAGGCGGGGAGAGCAUUUACGGUGGCAAGUUUGAUGAUGAAAAUUUCAAACUUGGGCAUGAUGGAGCAGGGAUACUUUCGAUGGCAAAUGCCGGCCCAAACACAAACGGGUCACAGUUCUUUCUUACUUUUAAAUCGCAGCCACAUUUGAACGGGAAGCAUGUGGUGUUUGGUAAGAUAGUUGAAGGACUGGAUAUCUUGAAGAAGAUCGAGGCUGUCCCUUCAUCUGGUCAAAGAAACAAGCCAGAUGUGCCUAUAAAGAUUGUGGAUUGUGGAGAGGUGCUCCGAGACAAAGACAAUGGUUCUGUUCCCGAGAAAAAUGUCAAAAGGAAGAUAAAAAAACACAAAGAUAGUAGAGAUGAUUUCUCAAGCGAUGACGAUAGAGAGCCUGUUCGUUCCAAGCGAAAACCCAGGAAGGUUGUGAAAGACCGAAGGAGGAAGAGGAGGCGCUACUCUUCGGUAUCUUCUGAAGACUCAUCAGAUUCAGAUUCCUAUUCAGAUAAUUCAUCUUAUACCGAUUCCGACUCUGAUUCAGACUCAUCUUCUGAAUUAAGCUCUUCAAGCGAAGAUGAGAGACGGAGAAGAAAGAGGAAACCUGUGAAGAAGGAGAAGAAAAGAACGCAUAAGAGAAGAAGAGAGAAACGCAAGGAUAGGAAGCGAAAGAGGAGGACAAGAACAAGAAGAAGAUCGAAGUGGAGUUCUGAUAGUGAUAGUAGUGAUUCUGACAGUGAAACGUCGAGCUCAGAGAAUGAGAGUGAUACGGGUAGCGAUGUGAGUGCACGUGGUGUCAAGUCUAAAGGCUCUCAGAAAGCUCAAAUUCGAGGGAAAAUCAAGCAAACCUCAGCAACAGUGGAAAAUUCUAGUCAGAAGGAUGAUGGUGAUCUUGUCGAGAAACAAGUAGAAGUUGAGAUAAAAGCCUUGAAGGAAGUUCAGGAAUUUCCAAAACGUAUCAAAUCCCAGAAGGCCGUUUCAGACAUAAGUUUAUCGCCUCCACCCAGUCCCCGUCAAAGCCGAUCCAUUACUCGGAGCAGAAGCCCUGAGAAGAGGAGAAGCUUGACUCGUAGUCCAAGUCCCAUCAGGAGCCACAUUCAGAUUAAAAGAAGCCUGAGCAGGAAUUCAAGCUUGAGUGGAGCCCCUCGCAGUCCUGGAUCUGUCAAGAGGAAAAGUCGGAGUAUGAACAUGAGCUUAAGUCCUGAUCCACGAAGUGUUCAACCUCAACGAGGUAGUGCACAGCGGCAGAGUCUGAAUAGGAGCUCGAGUAAGAGUAGGAGCCCUGUUUGUCCCCCUGCUGAAAAGGCGCGAAGCCCCACACCUGCUGAACUUCCCCGUAGAUCUCGUAGUCGGAGUUUGGUGCACAGUCCCAGUCGAGAAGGUACUCCGAAGAGGAUCAGAAGAGGUCGUGGAUUUAGCCAACAGUACUCAUACGCUCGUCGGUACCGCACACCAGACCGGUCUCCACCGCGGACAUAUGGCUAUGGUGGGCGUGGCGAUCGGGAUAGGCACGAUCGAGGUAGAAAUUACAGUAGCAGGUAUGGAGGAGGUUACAAAGGUAAUCGCGAUUGGAGCCCAAGACGAUAUAGAAGUCCUCCAAGAGCCCGAUCACCACCGAGAUACAGGAGGCAUGUCAGCAGGAGUCGAAGUCGUAGUCCUCCUGCCCGCCGUGAUCUUAGCCGAAGGGAUAUUUCUCGUAGCAUCAGUCGUAGUGCAUCCCCGUCUGGAGGUCGUGCUCCCAUCAGCAAUGACCUCCGUAAUCGCCUUAGGCCCCGACGUACUAGCUCACCUAAAGAUGGACCAAACAACGGAGCCGCUGGAGCAGCGAUACGUCGUUCUCCAAGUGCCACCUCUUCCAUAUCACACUCUCCAAGUCGAUCGUCGUCCAAAAGUCUCUCACCUGGCAGGAAGAAAUUAGUCUCCUAUGCUAGGGAUAAACCUGAUCGCCGACGACGCAGGUCAACGACACCAUCAGUCAGUGUUUCUCCAUCGCGGAGCAGAUCUUCAGGUGAGAAUGCAGGAUUAGUGUCAUAUGGAAGGGAUGUAAGUCCUGGUCCACGAUCACCCUAAGUAGUUUCUUUUGUUUUCAUUUGUUUGGUUUUUUAGGUUUUCUCCGAUAUCUUACGUUUUAGUGCCUAUGUAUUUGUCCUUGCUUGUUACUUGUCAACAAGUCUUUGUUCAGCUCAUGACGGGUAGCUGUGGCUUUUUCUUAUUAUGUGCUCAGUUCAGACGCUCACAAGCAUGAGUUAAUGUAUGUCUAUUGAACCUGAACAACUGCCGAAACAGCGGUCCUUAUCGUCAUUUAGCGUGACGUCGUCAAUUAGUUAGUUGUCUUUCAGGUUCAUGGCAUUCAACAUUUUCCACACAUAUACAGACAUGUUCUGUUUUCAGAUCUAUCGA